CAGAUCAGAGAAAUGGCGCAACUUCGAGGCAGCAACGCUUACGUUGUCAAAGUCCACACUGGGAACGGGUUCAAAACCCUGACAGGUGACGUCAACGUGGUCAUCAAGCUCUACGAUGAUUUGAAUCACAGCAGCGAGAAAAUUCAUCUUAAAACUGAUUUAGAUGAGAAGGCCCCUUGUACUUUCACGAUUCCCGGCCGGGACACCAAACAGCUGAACAACAAAGGGAAGAUAUCCAUGAUAGAGUUCUGGCGAGACAGCCUGGAGUUGUACAACGAUAGGUAUCUGGACAAAAUUGAAGUGGAUAAUGUGAAGACCAAGGAGACAUUUGUUUUUCCAGUUUUCCGCUGGGUGAAACCCAACACGUGUUAUCAGGUCAGACAUCUUGAUACGUCACUUCCGCAAUACGAUGAUGACGCUCAACAAGAGCAGAGGAGAACCGAAAUUGAGGAAAGGAGAAAGGAGUACGUUCUGGAUCAAAAGUUUCCAAAUGGUCCCAUUCAGGUAAAACUUUAAAAAAUAAAGAAAUAAAUAUUACAAACACAGAUGACCACUGAUUUAUGGCAAAUAUCCACACACAACAGCCAGAGUAAUGAAGGCGUUAAUAUCAAUCAUUUACAAGGGUUCCUCCUUCAUUGCCCAGCACAGUUUUUCGUUCACGAUUUUUGUCAAAUGGUGCAAGCAUGCCGCUAAUUGCAUUGUCCUAUUGGAUUGGAUAGAAAUGAAGUCUUAUAGUAAACUAACGGCAAAUAAUGGAGGAUUGAAGGAACACUGUGUGCCCAAUUUAACCUGCACUAUUUGGGGGGGGGGGGGGGGGGGGAAGGGGGCGUUGGACCUUUUUUUCAAAGCCCGUCUACUAAAUUACAGGGGCGUUGUGUCGUAAGUUCGCCCGUUAACUAAGAUAUGCACCAAAUCAUUAGCAACAUUCUCUUUCAAAUCUUACCCAAGAGACCUGCAACUUUACCUUUUUUUUCAUUGCGGUAAUUUUAGACCCGUUCGUUGAUUUUGUUUAUUACCUAUAUAUAUAUUAUGUAUUUAAAUCUUUGCUUUACAAACGAAAAAUACACACACACAUACACAUUAACGCAGGCACGCGCGCACACAAACACACACACACACAGACACACACACAAUGUUGAUAGAAUUAAACAUCCGAAUGUUCAAAUACUGACGCUGAGAGGCCCCCAAUGCGAGGACCAGUUCUAAUUUUUUUUCUUAACAUAUUUCAGGUUAAGCAGCUGCCUCGCAUAGAGGAUUUUUCAUGUAAACAUAAGCUCACUUUGAUUUAUUUUCGAGCGCGUCUAGAAAUAAUGAAAUAUCUAGAUAACAUUUUCUCGGGCCCGUGGCACAGCAUCGAGGACAGACUGAACGUGUACUCGGACAUAGGCUUCCCCGUGCCAAAGGUAGGUUGAGGUAAAUUAGUGGUAAGCAAAGAUGAACCUGAAAAUAUAAAUACACAAGUUUAAAGCGUGUAUUUAGCUGACAGAUUUUUUUGGAGAACUGUUAUUUUUAAUUUGGGAAUGAUCGCUCUGUCAUUUUGUAAUUCCAAGAGCGUGCUUCGGAGAAUAUAUAAACAGACAUAGAGAUUUUGACACAUUUUAUUAUAUGAAGAAAAAAAUGAAUGAAAAUGUUUUAGACAUCGUGUUCAUUUUGAUCGGCUGACCUUUCACCUUGUGGCAUUUCUUGUUAGUUUGUUUAUGUCAUUAUAUAUGUUACUAGAUGGAGCCCGCCAAACAUGGGUGACAGCAAUGCGUGAACUUCCCAUCUACUAAAGUGACUUGACAACGUGAACUCAAGUUACACACAUUUGAGAAUCCCAAUAUUUGCUACACCCUCGCGCCACCCCCGUUUUUUCAUGAUACGUCGAGGCACACUUUUUAUUUCACGCCGACCCGUGGCUUAGCAUUCGCCGCGAGCUGGCUGGAAAGCGAGGGAGGUGCAGGAGUGGGGUGGGGUAUUUCCACCGCAGUGCGCAUGUUUCCAGAUCAACGGUUGGCGGACAGGCAAGGGAAGGGAGGGUUUGCCUGCGCCUGCGUCUUGCUUGCUCUGAUGUAUCUAUAUAUAGCCUGGGUGGUUGUCUUGGUCUUCUUGUUUGCCCUAGUUUCUGGUAAAUUAUAUAUAUAGAUGCAAUGAUAUAUAAUUUUUUAAUACACCUUCUUAACACUAGGCAAAUGUAGGUAAUGUGUUUACCUAAAUGCGUGUAUUGAUUUGAAACAAUGAAAAAAAUAAGAAGAAUAAGAGAACGUUUUUUGUAUAUAUCCUUAUCAAAAUGUAAUCUUGCAAUGGGGGUUGGGGCUGAAAACUUGAGAAAACAUACAUACAAGUAACGCACUUUAUAAGAAUCCGAAUUAGUGCUACAACUACAUUAGUAUUCCAAUGACCCAUCCGUUUGAACGUCGCAGAUUCCCCCCCCCCACCAUUUCAUAAAACAAAAGAAAAAAUUACGCACCAAACGCAUUUGCAAUACUUUGUUUUCAGAAACUCAUUUGGCGCAGUAUUCGAAUUAGGGCUACAACUACAUUAGUAUUCCAAUGACCCAUCCGUUUGAACGUCGCAGAUUCCCCCCCCCCCCCAUUUCAUAAAACAAAAGAAAAAAUUACGCACCAAACGCAUUUGCAAUACUUUGUUUUCAGAAACUCAUUUGGCGCAGUAUCGGGAAUUUUACUUCUUGUUCCAAUAGAAAAAAAGGAAAAAACAAAAUUGGGGGUUUUGGGUUGAGGGGCUGAAAAUCUAAUCAUAUGUGUAGUCAUCAGGUAUGAGUCUAUGUGCCAAGAUUUGAAGCUCAAUUGUUUGACGGGAAGCCGGUUAAUUAGCUGUCCGAAGAGUUUUCCUGCCACCCAGCCAGCCUAGCCACCCACGAGCAAAUGCGAAGUUAAUAUCAAUGAUUAAAAAAUGUUUGUCUGAAAUACUUCGAGAGUAACCCACCCUUAUUUCAAAAAAAAAAUAAAAUGCAAUAUAAUUCUGUAUUUAUAUAUAUUUCUAUGGUCAGAAUGCUGAGGCGUGGAAGGAAGAUGUGAACUUUGCCAUGCAGCGUGUAGCAAGCGUCAACACGUCUUUGAUCAAACUGAUGACGUCAGUCCCAGAAAAGUGAGUUGUUGUUGUUGUGUCCUCUCGUACCCGGAAGGCGCCGCUGGUGGGGGGGGGGGGGGGGGGAUAUAUUGGGAGAUCAUCUCCUUGAUGUUUUAAAUUCGGUAUGGUUGUUUUAAUGAGGGGUUGUUUUUUUUUUUUCUGCCACUGACGAUUAUGCUCAUGGCCAUCAAGUCGUUGCACGAGUAUAAUGAAAAGUUAUUGGAGUCCUUCCACGUCAUCAGCAGAGUGAAGUGUCUCUUCGUUCAGAUUACCCCGUGUCUUGCGCCAUAUUCUUCUCCGUAGUUUUUUUUUUUUUUUUUGCUCUAUGGCUUUGAAAUUGCGACCAUAAAGAGUUGUUUACCACCAGGUCUAACUGAAUCGCCCAUCUCUUUGCCAAGACCAGGUCUAAUUGAGUUGCCCAUCUCCGCUCCAAAACCAGGUCGAAUUGCUCCGCGCCAAGACCAGGUCGAAUUGAGUCGUCCAUUUCUGUUCCAAGACCAGGUCUAAUUGAGUUGACCAUCUCCCCGCCAAGACCAGGUCUAAUUGAGUUGCCCACCUCUGUUCCAAGUCCAGGUCUAAUUGAGUCGUUCAUCUCUGUGCCAAGACCAGGUCUAAUUGAGUUGCCCAUCUCUGUUCCAAGACCAGGUCUAAUUGAGUUGACCAUCUCCCUGCCAAGAUCAGGUCUAAUGUAUUCGCCAAUCUCUGCGUCAAGACCAGGUAGAAUUGAAUCGCCCAUCACUGCGCCAAGACCUACAUAAUUAUUGAAUGGCCUUGUGGCCAUGUACUUUGGUUAAACUUUUAAGAAACAAAUAUAUCUUAAAAAAACAUUUUAAGACAAACUUUCUAUCAAAUUCGAGUUGAAACAUACUUCAAUGUAGAAAAUAAUUUACAAUUCCUAUAUAUGUAUUAUACAAAGAAAGAAUGUGCGGAAGUGUAGAUGAGCACUCUAUGACGCCAAAGGAUUCGAAUUGAAUGUAGACGAAAGAUAAAUAUUUUUUUUAAAUUUUUAAAUUAAUUUUUAAAAAUUUUUUAUGCGCAUCAUUUCAUUGCGUAAUGCAGAAAGUAUAAGUUAUUUUAUAAUUUAAUAUAUUUUUACUCCUCUUUGAUAGAAAUUCUUUAUAAAAUUCUUUUUUUUUUCGCUACUUUUUGUUAAUGAAAUAUGCAAUCUUUAAAUUAUUGUCGCAAGUAGAUUAGACUAUUUACUUUUUUUUUUUUUUUUAAAGAUUGAAUGCUUAAAAAUUUCUGGCUAAAGUGACUUAACCCUUUAUCUGGGCGUACAACUAAAAGUAGAUCAGAGCUCACCUACUCAGCGAAGCAGACAUGGUCAAUCAUGAACAUUUGAGUGACAGUUUCAAACCGUCUCCGUGGUCCAGUCGUUCACUAGGUGAACACGACAUGAGAAAUCUAAAAAUGUCAUGCUAAAAAAAACCGCUCCAUCCACAAGUUGGAAAUUCAAGUAGAAAGAAAGUCUAUACAAAUGAGUCGACACUGAAUCCAUAUUCCUAUACAAAUCUUAAAUAUUUUCCGGGAAGAAUGAAAUAUUAAACUAACUUUUCUAUUUAAAAAAAGGGCAUAUUGACUACUGCAUUUGCCACACUCACCCUUAAGUUGUUCUGAAUGCGGACGAUGAAGCCAUUUUGUCAAAUCCACAUUAAAAGGAUUGUGGGAAGGGGGCGUAAAUGAGUACUCGCCCAUAAACUUCAACAUCAGGGGGGGGGGCGUGCCAAAAUAGUCUUUAGACUGUACCUGAAUGGUGAAUUAAAAUAUAAAAAUCCUUUUGUACUUCGCUAAAGCAAGGGGCGACCAAAAUUGCAUUUUACUGAUCCACGGGGCUUACAUAUUUUUGCUUUAACGAGGGGCGCCAUUCUCAUGUUUCACAUCUGGCGCCGGCUUACCUCAUCACGCCCCCCUGCACCCCAAGGACUACAUCAGCUUGUACAGCUGCCUCUCUCAUCCCUGAAAAGAGUUUUAAAUGGCAAAUUUAGAUGAACAGGAAAACAAAACAUGAAAGAAGCGAUCGAGGGGUACAACAAGGUCCUAGAUACUUUGCAUCCACCGUAACCAACCUGUUCGGCAUUGAUGAAGAUGGGAACAGUCCAAAAAAAAAAAAAGAUUUAGCAAUGGGUUCUUGGCCAAAGCCAACACAGAGGCCUAAGCCAACACAGAGGUCUAAGCCAACACAGAGGCCUAAGCUGUGCGGGAUCAAGAAGGGUGUCGAAACGAGAGCUGGGGAUCGAACUCUCUUUUCAAAGUUAGGCUUCGGUAAUAACUUAAUAUCGGGUUUGGUUUGAUAGACCCUUAAUUUGUUUUUUGUUUUUUUCCGGUAAUAACUUAAUAUCGGGUUUGGUUUGAUAGACCCUUUAUUUGUUUUUUGUUUUUUUCCGGUAAUAACUUAAUAUCGGGUUUGGUUUGAUAGACCCUUAAUUUGUUUUUUGUUUUUUUCCGGUAAUAACUUAAUUUCGGGUUUGGUUUGAUAGACCCUUAAUUUGUUUUUUGUUUUUUUCCGGUAAUAACUUAAUUUCGGGUUUGGUUUGAUAGACCCUUAAUUUGUUUUUUGUUUUUUUCCGGUAAUAACUUAAUUUCGGGUUUGGUUUGAUAGACCCUUAAUUUGUUUUUUGUUUUUUUCCGGUAAUAACUUAAUUUCGGGUUUGGUUUGAUAGACCCUUAAUUUGUUUUUUGUUUUUUUUCCGGUAAUAACUUAAUUUCGGGUUUGGUUUGGUGGCAACUUAGUUUCAUUAUUUUUUCUCCCAGUAACAACUUAAUUGCGGGUUUGCUUCGGUAAGUUCGGCAAAUAUCACAAUUAGAAAUCAGCAUAGUGUUAACUUUAAUUUAAAUAAUCGAUAUAUUAUAUUUAUAAACAUAAACUUCACUGGCAAAAAUAAGAAAAUACAUUUGCAGUAGACCAAAUAGAGCAUCGAGAUUUAUUGAACAGCCUAAAGACGGAGUCUAAAGUAUAUUAAAUAAAUAGUGAAGCAUAAAUGUGUCCUGGGUUGAUUUUGAUCGUAAGGACGAUUUAAAAUGGCUAACCAAUCUUCUUAACCCAGUGGUUCUCAACCUUUCUGAUGCCGCGACCUUUUAAUACAGUUCCUCCUUUUGUGGCGACCCCCAACCACAAAAUUAUUUUCGAUGAUAAUUUAUAACAGUUGAGUGUAUGUGUUUGCCGAUGGUCUGAGGCGACCCCCGUGAAAGGGUCGUACGACCCCCAAAGGGGUGGCGACCCACAGGUUGAGAACCGCUGUCUUAACCGAUUGUGUGUGUGUGUGUGUGUAUGUGUGUGUGCUUUUUUAAAAACAAUACUAGUUCCAGAAAAUGGAUGAAAACGGGUCAACUUCUUUUUUCUAUAUUUGAAGGCUCGCCAUCAAUUUAUUGAUCAUUCUGGCGCCUCGUUUGAAUUUACAGCUUGCCUUCUCUUAGAUGGGCUGUCGUCCAAAAUCACUUUGAAAUAACUACACUUUCUAGUUUGAAUUAAGAUCUACAGCCAUAACUCUAGCGGAAGUCGUGUCGUGACGCAUUCGUCUACAGCCAUAACUCUAGCGGAAGUAGUGUCGUGACGCAUUCGUCUAUAGCCAUAACUCUAGCGGAAGUAGUGUCGUGACGCAUUCGUCUAUAGCCAUAACUCUAGCGGAAGUCGUGUCGUGACGCAUUCGGAAAAACAAACAUUUUCGUUUUUUUUUUUUAAAAUGUGUGAUAUUUUCGUUUGGUCAGUACUCAGUGACGUUGAAGUUCGGGUUCGGCUCACCGUCAGCAGCGUUUAGAGAUCGGAGUGCUCGGCUCGGAUUCGGUUCGACUCCCAUCUCUGGUUGAAACGGGUCGUAUCGACCGAGGGGCGUGGGAGGUGAAGGUGUGACAUCGAGCGACAGGUGUUGAUUCAAUGAGUGGCAUAAGUCAUGUCAAAACUGGGUUAGGGUUUUAAAAAAAAAAAAAAGUUAAUCCAAAUAUAUUUUUGCACUUGAAAAGUUUACCCAUAAAACUUAACUGUGCACUGUUGACGUCAUGUUAGUAUUAACCUCGUUUAAAUAUUGAAGGUUCCCAGUGACUGACAAAAUCUUGAGUCCAUUGCUGCAAGGACUGAGCGUCCGUGACGCCAUAAAGCAAAAGAGAUUGUUCGUCUGUGACCUUGAAAUAUUGGACGGGCUGCCAGUGAAAGACAAUUUUACGGUAAGAUAAGUUUGACAGUGUGAUUACUAAAACCUAAUUUACGCCGUAUAAGUUGGGAUGUUACUACUCCUUAGUGACCCCCCCCCCCUUUCCAUGGGGGUUGUUAUUACUUCUUAGGACCCCCCCUUUACAUGGGAGAGGCUACUACUCCUUAGAGACCCCACUUUACUUGGGGGAGCGGGGUUGCUACUACACCUUAGGGAUCCCCCUUAUUUCCUUUCCAAUAAACUGGGUUAUGGUCUUUCUCAACUUUAUCCUUUUAAAGGAUUUCACUAUUUUAAACACAUCUUUAAAACCCUAUAAAAUAAAAGUUAAUCAAAUUUUGGUACUUUCAUUCAAUUUGUUCCAGGGCAACCAUUAAGGUAAUUUUCGUUUGUUGUGAGUUACUAUUCAAAAUUGAUUUAAAUAUGUAUGAUUGUCUGUCCCCAGUUGUGUGCCCCUAUUGGCCUGUUCUUUAUGGACGACUCCAGUCAACUCAAACCAGUGGCCAUUCAGUUGUUUCAGGAGCCAGGGCCAGACAACCCGGUGAGACUAACAGUUUUAAAAUUACUAGUAUAUUCGCUGGUACUACACUUCAAACUUUCAGACACUUUCUGGAAGCGUUGAAUACCAAUGCCAUCCUUCUGGCUGGUGGCAAAGACACCGACAGUAAACUAUAUUUAAUUGCAUUUUAAGAAGAGAUAAGAAGGCAGGCGUUAAGUGACAUUAAUACUUCACUAAAACAAAAGUUCCAAUACUAAAUUUUCACACUUUUAGAAUAGUCUGCACUUAUCUCAAAUCUCUAACAAUCGUUAUAAUUGUAAGAGACCCAGACGACUAAUGGCUGUAUCUUUACAAUUCCCAAUUAUGUUAUCCAAAGAACUACGAAACCUUUUCUUUUUUUUAAAUUAUUGUAAAUACAACUGUGGCCAAGACCGUGCGAAUUAAAAGUUGUGUCCAGGGGCCAAGCCUAUAACCACCAAACCAUUUUUACCAAUUGUUAAUGAUACAUACACAGUUUUAUUUAAAUUUUCAAAUGUUAUGGUUAAGUGUGUUAAAAUUUGGUUCGCUCAAGUUGGCGCCAGAGGUAAGAGCCCCUUUCGCCCCCCCCCCCUUUUUUCCCUCGCAUUAUAUGGUAGUAUAAUAAUUUUUUUAUUUUUUUUUCCACUUUCAGAUCUUCACCCCAGGAUGUAAUGUCUGGACCUGGAAUAUGGUUAAAAUGUGGUACAAUAACGCUGAAUCGUUCUACCAUCAGUCAUUGACCCAUCUGGGUGUGUAUCUUUUGUAUACUGUAUGCAGUAAAAUAUUAAUUAAGUUAAAGUGAACACUUUAAGGUAUCACUUUUCCAGAGCAAACUAUUUUUUUUUUGGUACUAAUAUGUGUGACGCUACUUGAUAGAUGAACUUAAAAGAUAUAUUCUACUUAGUAUUUACCGGCCUUUCCCAGGUCUGACCCACCUCAUGAUGGAGUCAUUCGCCCUGGCGACUGAGCGUAAUUUGUCAGUCUCCCAUCCUGUGUACAAACUGCUGAAGCCACACUUCCUGGACCUAAUGGCUAUAAAUAAGUAAGUCUGAUUGUGUAAGGCUCUUAACAUCAAGGGCGAUAGGCAACUUCGAUGGUGUUUUUGAGAGGGAGAUAUUUGGUGCUAUUUAAAAAGAAAAUGGCUACCGCGGCCACCCACCUGAGCCGAAUUGACGCUCUUCUUCACCCUUACAUCUCAUACAUUUGGCGGCUUCAGUUAUUAAUCCACCCAUCCCCGUGGCGCUACUUGCUUUGGCCUGCCACACUACUUCGUUCCACUCAGACCCAACUAAUGCUUUUCUUUUCAAUGCCUUAGUUCCCAGCUGUUGUAGAUCUUUUUUCCAAAUCAUCAGUCCAUCUAAGCCUAGGUCUGCCUUUAAACCAUGUUCCUCUCAGGUUUUGAUGAUGCCCCUCUUCACUCCUUGUCAUUGUCAUCAACUCCAAUUAUUGAUUUAACUAUAAAAAAAUGGCGGCCCUUGGUUGUUGUUUUUUUUUUUGGGGGGGGGGGAGGGGGGUCUUUUACCGGCUUUGUUGCCCUCGUCAUUCACCUAUUGUUUCGCCUCUGCCAUCUAUCACUGCUACGUCAGCCCAUAUUAUAUGUUGCUCUUCUUCCAAACAAUUACUACCCCCUCCAUCGUUCCAUUAGUUUACUAAAAUCACAUAAAUGACCAAAUGUUUAACCAUGUACGAGCUAGUGUAAUUCAACUUGUUCAACUUUACUCACCAUGUUUCAACCAAUCAACAAUGUGAACAAUAAUUAAUAACCGAAAUAAAACAUUAAAUCUCCAUAGCGAUAUAUUUAAAUAUAUGUUAUCAUUCAAAUCUUGGCACUAUCCCAUAUGUACAUAUACAUUAUAAUUCAAAUGGCUCUCUCCUACAUGUACAUAUAUAUUAUCAUUCAAAUCUUUGGCUCUAUCCUUAAUGCACAUACUAUAAUUUAAAUGGCUCUGUCCUACAUGUCCAUAUAUAUUUACCAUCACAUCUUGGCUCUAUCCUAAAUGUUAUUAUAUUAUUGCUACAGCCUGGCUAUAACUACGCUUAUAAAUGAUGGUGGCUGGAUUGAUAGGGUCACAAACGCUGGCCACAAGGGACUCCACGCUGUCAUUGUGAAGAGGUAAAUUAGUCUCUCAGUGGUAGUCAGUGUUUUUUUUGUUUUUUUAAAUAGUUAAAAUUCAAUGCACAUUUAAUCGAAAUAACCGACCAGACAAUGGCAGCAGCAAUGCGUGAGCUUCCCAUCUCCCAAAGUUACUUGAAAAAAACCAACAACAUUCAAAUAACGUACUUGAUAAGAAUCCCAAUACGUGCUAACUUCUAUACAUUUUAUUUUCCCAUCAUCUUGAACAUAGCGUUACCGCCAUAAUGACACAUACCUCAAGAAUUGCUAGUUGUUGUAUAUAAAUUUGUUCUAUUUCGCUUGCUUCGUGCAAAGACCAAGGUAAAAUAGGUGUUGAUUCGUGAAUUUCCGUUCGCUGACGAUGCCGCCUUUACAUCGCUCGCAGAAAAAGUUCUGCACAUUGCCUUCCAUAUAUAACUAUUGAAGGCCACAAUCUGUUUUUAGUUGAGAAUUUCACAUAUUAAUAUCUCUGGCUCACUCUCCGAUGAUGAAGAGGUGAGCAUCCGAAUAACAAAAGCAUUAGCAACUAUGGCUCGUUUGAUGACGUGGGGGUGACAUGAUUUGUCAGAAACUGAAAGUACAAAACUAAGCGUCUAUUAGGCAAUUAGGCAAUUAGGCAUCUUUGCUCAAUACGCUCCUGUAUGGCAGUAGAGUGUGGAUCACAUAUGCCAGGCAUAUGUGCUUAGUAAACUCCUAUAUGGCAGUGCAGCGUGGACCACAUAUGCCAGUCAUGGGAGGAAACUCAAAAGCUGCUACCAAAGAUGCCUUGCGUCACAUUUGCGCAUUCGAUCGCAGGACAAAGUACCUAACAUAGAGGUCCUUGAACUUGAAAAAAAUGUGUGUGAUGUUCUCCGCUCUUAGCAAGAGGCGCCUUCACUGGUUAGGAAAAAUGGAGGAACGCAGUAUUCCAAAAGAAUUUGCUGUACGGAGAGUUGACAGAAGGGACAAGACCUAUUGGAAGGCCGCAGGUUCAAUUUGAGGACUUUUGCAAUAGGAGCAUGAUGGAAGCCGACAUAGUGAUCAACGAAUGGGAGAUCACCACUGAGCACCGUUCCAGCUGGCGAGAAGCAGUGUAUGAAGAAGUCAAACAGAAGCCCUUACUCCAAACAGAGCAAUACGGAAGGCCAAAUUUAACCAGCAGUCAAGGUUUUCUUGUGAAAAAGUGCAGCCGAGACUGUCAUUCCAGGAUUGGUCUCGUAAGUAAUUUGACGAAGUGUUCACUUGUGACUUCAUUGUCUCUCGAAGAGGAAGAUUACCAGCUGUGAUUGCGCAGAUGACUAAUGAGACCAAUUAUAUAAUUAUAUAUAUAUAUAUAUAUACAAAGCUUUAUAUUCAUUAUACAAUCAUGGCAUAUGUCCAUGUCUACGUGACGUAGUUGAUGCAUGGAUGUAAACUAGAAAACAACCGGAGAGUUCCUGUUAGCUCAUUUUUCUAUAUAUUUUUAUUAACAAAAAUGUUUAAAAUGUACAUGACGGCAUUUUGACAUAUACUUGUGAGCUUUGCCUCUGACAAGUCUCCUUCCAUUAUAUCUCUUAAUUAAUAAUAAAUACAGAGGUAUAGGCGUAUUAAACAAGAAAAAAAUUAAAUAAAUUAAACAUAUUUAUCAUAUUAAUAUGGAGAUACAGUUGCUAGUCGAGCGAUGGGUCAACAGUAGUAAUUCUUCUGGUGACUUUCCCAAAAACUGUAUAACAAAGUAAGAGCAUCAAGUUCCAUCAUUGAAUACAAUACACGACGCUGAAAAAAUUAAUUAAUUUGUUUGUAUCCAACAGAUUGGAGACCUGGAAAUUAGAUAUUGACGGGAUCUUGCCACAGGAUCUGAAAAAGAGAGGCGUAUGUUAGAUUCAACAAUAGAGUAACAUUCAUCAGGCAUUUUUCACAAAUAUAUAAAGGUUAAACAAGGGCUUAUCCGGAAUGAUUGCCCAAUAGCCAAACAAAAUCUCCCCCCCCCCCCAAGUCAAAAUAAGUGCGUGGGUGUACUCCAAUAAUGCCAAACUUAUUUUUGUUUGUUUUAAAUUUGGGUCGUAAUCAGGCGUUAAGUGUGCCCUCUCUGUGCGCCCCCUUGUGUGCCCCCUUGUGUGCCCCCCUGUGUGUCCUCUGUGCUCAGGUUUUUUAUGGGCUACUGGCUAAAACUCAUCUUUACUAAACGCUAAGGUUAAUAGUCUCACUACCANAUAUAUAUAUAUAUAUAUAUAUAUAUAUAUAUAUAUAUAUAUAUAUAUAUAUAUAAAUUAUAAAAGAUACGAUAAAUAAGUGUCCUGUAUUUAUUAAACAAAUUUUUUCCAAAUUUCCCCUUUGAAAUUUUUGGGUCCUUUUAAAUUUUAAAGUUCAGGCAGGUCUAAAAUUAACAACCGAUUGUGUAUGUUUAUGUUCAAAACACAGCUGGAUGACCCCAGUGUCCUGCCCUGCUACCACUACAGAGAGGACGCCACCUUGCUGUACAGCGCCAUCAACAGAUAUGUCUGUGAUUACCUGCAGCUCUACUACCGUAAGUUUAACAAAUGCCAUUACACAUAACAUUCAAUUUUAACCCAUUUUUUUUUGUAUAAAAUUACUAUACAAUUAUGGAAAAUUAAUUGUAACUCGAGUUCCAUGAAGAAAUGCAGUCUUGUAUUGUCUUUACUUUGGGAAUUUAUUCAGAUUCAUUGAUAAAAAAUGUGAACUUAUGUUUAAAUAAAAAUCACCAAAAGUCAACCCAAUUGGAGUCAACUGUUCUAACAGAGUUAGUGAACAUGGUCUGUGUUAACAUAGCCUAAGUUAACAUGGUCCGAGUUAACAUGGUCUGUGUUAACAUAGCCUAAGUUAACAUGGUCUGUGUUAACAUGUUAUGAGCUAACAUGGUAUGCGUUAACAUGGUAUGAGUUAACAUAGUAUGAGUUAACAUGGUCUGUGUUAACAUGGUAUGAGUUAACAUGGUCUGUGUUAACAUGGUAUGAGUUAACAUGGUAUGCGUUAACAUGGUAUGCGUUAACAUGGUAUGCGUUAACAUGGUCUGUGUUAACAUGGUCUGUGUUAACAUGGUCUGUGUUAACAUGUUAUGAGUUAACAUGGUACGAGUUAACCUUUAAUGCUCUUAGGCGCACCGAAAGAUCUGAGUGGAGACUAUGAGAUUCAAAGUUUUGUUCAGGAACUUGUCAAAGAAAAAGAUUAUGCCAAAGGUGGCAUGGGAAUAAAGGUAAGACAAUCUUAGAUGAAUAUCCCCAUAGAUACUCUUUACAAUUUUUGUAAAAUAUGGCCUUGGAAAUUUUAUUAAGCAAUGUCUCAUCUGAUGACAUACGCCUUCGAGACACACCUCUCAUCUCAACUCAAUAAACCUCUCUCUUCUAGCCAGUGGCGUAGCAAGGGUUGUGCCCCCGGUGCUGUAAACUCAUGGUGUCACCUCACUUUCCCCCCGACUUCCACUAUGAAUUUCUUCUUGUUACAAUAAGUCCAUAGUAUAAAAAUAACAAGAACGAAAAAAAAAUUAAUUGUAGGUCAGGAGGUAAGUGUAAUUAAGAACUGUAACAAUUACUUAGAAUCACCCAUUGGUAUUAAUUGAAAGAUUUAUUUCUCAGAAUUUAGAUGAAUAUAGAUUCCAGUCACUUACAGAAGUAACCGAACACAUCCAUCGGCGUUGUAUCAUGAUUACAAAGUUUUUUCGACCUAAUUAUAGGAUCAUCUCAUUUCUGACGCAUCAACCUUGAAAUUGUAAUAAAGCUCACAUUUAGAGUAGUGACAUGCAUGGAAAAUGUACGUGUGAUCGGAUAUCCUUUCAUGACAUUCGGUUAGAUCGAGCUGUGUAUGCUCUGUAAAUAUGUAGCUUUUCAAUUUCGUGUCACCCCCUCAGAUGGUGUCACCCGCACCCCUAGCUACGCCUCUGAUAUAAUCGAUUCAAUCCUACCAAUACUCCUUCUCUACCCCAACUCUACCACUUUCUCCAUCUACAUAAUUUAUUUUAGAAAUUUAACGAUUAAAUGACGAGUGCCUUGUUUUAAUGAAGGAUCUCGCGUCCAACAAUUUUAUACUUUCAGCUUUUGUAGUAUGUGAUGGAUUGUUAUUUUGUGCGUCUCAAUACAAUACAAUCCAAUCCUUGUCAAUUGGAUUACGUUUAUUAAAUAAUCCGCCAUUCGUUAAUGGAAAAUUUUAAUUCUGAAAAAUUACAUAUUUUUUCAAAUAAAUAUUGAGUACUCUGUAUACUUGAAUAAAAGCAAAUACCUUAUAGAGUACUUGAGAGAAGAAGGAAACUUCCUAUGGAAUACGAGAGAAAAACACUACAGUAACACUGAUAUAGGAAAUAAUUCUAAUUGCGUUACGUGCUGCUGCCUAUAUGGAGAAAUCAAUCUCUUAUUUUAAGCUUAUGGCUCGUUCUAAACAGUAAAUAAGAAACGACGAUACCAUAUGAGACAUACAAAAGCGAAAGAAUACGAAACUCAAAACAGGACUGACUACAAUUAAUAAGAUUUAUUAAGGUUACCAUUAAAUUACAAAAUAAAAGAAAUAUAAUUAAAAUCACUAACGUACAGAGUACUGUAUUGCUUUUACCGGUACACAGUUGAUAAUAAUACAAUGUGUCAAAAAAAGAAAAAAAAAGGUGUAGCGAUAAAUAGGAAUUCACACAUAUAAGCAAACACAACUCUAGCAAGAAUAAUACACUCUAAAAAUAACUCUCGUCUGUCGUCCCGUAAUGUAAAAAUAUCUCGUGAUAAAUGCUCGCUCAAAAAUCUAUCGUGUCCCCUUUUUAUAGUCUGUUCAACUGAUUUAUCUAGGACCGCCUUUCGCCUUGAUUUCCUUUCCAGUUUUCUCCAGAUUAUUCUACAGAAAUCUGAUAGAUUCAAAGUAUAAAUUUUAUUUAGGGUCAAGAGACUAUUUUUAGCUAGCCACACCUUAAAUGCGGCUUCGAGCUUACUUGGUGUCUGCUAGAGUUCACAACAAGGGAAAAUAUGACGUAAACACGUCUUCUAAAUAAUAAAGGGUUUCUAACAUGAUACCCGCAACUAUACAAAAUUUAAAAUAAAUCAUUUCGCUUACACUGAAAUAUCUUGAAUAUUUUUUUAUUGCUUUAUUAAUUGAUUUCAUGGAAAAUAAAAAUACAAUUAAUUGAUUUGCAAAAUUGUCAUUCCUGUACAUGUACUUAACAACAAAAACGGAAGCAAUAUUUCCUGAUUUCUAUAAAUUAUCAUUAAUAAAUAUAUUUCUUCCACUACCAAAGGGACUUCCAGGUAAUGGCGCCCUAACCAACCUUGACCAACUCCAACAGAUUUGUACAAGUGUCAUUUACAUCUCUAGUGUCGCACACGCAGCCACCAACUUUCCUCAGUAUGACGAAUAUGGAUUUCCACCAAAAUGGCCUCUCUUGUUUUCUGGAAAACCACCGACUAAUCCUGUAAGUAUCAUAGAGUUAAAUCACUCGUACUCUCUCUAAGCCACCAACUAAUCCUGUAAGUAACAUUGAGUUAGAUCACUCUUACUCUCUCUAAGCCACCGACUAAUCCUGUAAGUAACAUAGAGUUAGAUCACUCUUACUCUCUCUAAGCCACCGACUAAUCCUGUAAGUAACAUUGAGUUAGAUCACUCGUACUCUCUCUAAGCCACCGACUAAUCCUGUAAGUAACAUUGAGUUAGAUCACUCUUACUCUCUCUAAGCCACCGACUAAUCCUGUAAGUAACAUUGAGUUAGAUCACUCUUACUCUCUCUAAGCCACCGACUAAUCCUGUAAGUAACAUUGAGUUAGAUCACUCUUACUCUCUCUAAGCCACCGACUAAUCCUGUAAGUAACAUUGAGUUAGAUCACUCUUACUCUCUCUAAGCCACCGACUAAUCAUGUAAGUAACAUUGAGUUAGAUCACUCUUAUUCUCUCUAAGCCACCGACUAAUCCUGUAAGUAACAUUGAGUUAGAUCACUCGUACUCUCUCUACGCCACCGACUAAUCCUGUAAGUAACAUUGAGUUAGAUCACUCGUACUCUCUCUAACCCACCACGUAUGAUUGUAUGGGGCAGCGACGUCACUGCAGUGAAUUUGUCAUUAAAUUUACCCGAACCCGUUUCUAUGUUUAUUUCAGCCAUGCUUGCUGUUGUUUUAAUUGUAUAUCACUCAGUGGCGCAGCAACUGCUGGUGCCGCCCGGGGCAAACCAAGGUAUUUGCCCCCCCCCCCUCCCCCCACUUUCCACGAUAAAAGCUCGUUAUUUGGCCGAUAAACCGCCCCUAAUUAUUAAGAACAUGUUUUUCCGUCAGAGGCAGACAGCCCCCUCCAUACUCACCGUUUCUACGCCACUGAUAUCAAUAUUAUAUUAAAAGAUUUCUAUUGAUGCACAAAGUUUCUUUUUAAUUUUAAAAAAUAUUUUUUUGCUUGUUCCUAUUUUUACACUCUUCUUUUGCUAAGUGAGUCCAUGUGCCUACACUUUGAUUCUCGGGACCCUGUGCGUCAAAUGUCUUUUAAAAUACAGGAAACAUGUUCUGUUAUUCAGCUCAAAAACCAAAAGCACAAAACUGGCGAACUUAGAUUCUCUAUGUUUUAUUUUCCUCACACAAAAGGAGGUUAUCCUGCAAGAAGGAGACUUAAUGAAGUGUUUGCCGGACAAGGCAACUACUUUAGCGAUUAUGGAAAUCACCAAACUUCUCAGCACCAGUCCAACAAAGAGCCUCGGAGACUUUGAAACCCAGUACAUCUUUGAUCCUAAGGCCUUGGAGAUUUUGGACAGGUUGGUGGCGUUAAAUUAUUAAAUGCAUACAGUAUAGGCGCGCCCAGAUAUCUAGUAUCGUCGGCAUGUCGGUCCCACCCAAUCAUUACAAUCGUUAAAAUCAUUAUAAUCAUUUCAGUCAGCAUCUAUAGAAUCGGAUAGUUCCUAGUGACCUUGUUUUGUUGGGGUUGGGACGAUCUACUUCGGGUGUCUCGAUUUCAUGUGACCCACUUUGUAUUAUUCGAGGUUUUGGUGACACGUGCGAGGUCAGCACGUGGUUCUGUUUAGAAUAUAAGAAAAUGAGCAGUCUGGGGGAUCUGCGCUUAGGUCAUCCACUUACAAAAAUACCUUCAUAAUAGAAUUUUUUCUUCCUUUUUUUGGGUUGCUAUAAUUUUAAAAAAAGUAAUGAAAAAAAAUUAAUUAAUGUAACCUUUCAAAUUUUAGGCCCCCCCCCCCCUCAAAAAAAACAACAUAAUUUUUUCUUCCUUUUUUUGGGUUUCUAUAAUUUUAAAAGAAGUAAUGAAAAAAAAUUAAUUAAUGUAACCUUUCAAAUUUUAGGCCCCCCCCCCCCCUCAAAAAAUACAACAACAUUGUUGUCAAAGUAAGGGCCAUUUACCUGUAGCGCUUUUGUCCAGAGGCGUUUGGUUUGGAGGCUUUUGUCCGGGGGAUUUUGUCCGGGGGAUUUUGUCCGGGGGAUUUUGUCCGGAGGCUUUUGUCCGGGGGAUUUUGUCCGGAGGCUUUUGUCCGGGGGAUUUUGUCCGGAGGCUUUUGUCCGGAGGCUUUGUCUGGAGGCUUUUGUCUGGAGGCUUUUGUCCGGAGGCUUUUCUCCGGAGGCUUUUGUCGGAAGAUGUCGAGAAUCCGUUUUAAAUAUUUUAAAUAUUAAUUGUAAAAGUUAAAAACUGAGUAAAUAUCAAUAAAUCCAGCCAGGCGACCACGUGGAACUAACGAGCAAAUCUCUACAAUCAAAUUUGGUCGGUUUUUUUUUCCUUUAAGUUUGAUCAUUUUAUUAUUAACGUUGACGAAGUAGCCGCGUGUGAAAUGGCCAUGGGUAAAAUGGCCAUGGGUAAAAUGGUUGUUGGUAAAAUGGUUGUGGGUAAAAUGGCCAUGGCUAAAAUGGUGGUGGGUAAAAUGGUUGUUGGUAAAAUGGCCAUGGGUAAAAUGGUUGUUGGUAAAAUGGCCAUGGGUAAAAUGGUUGUUGGUAAAAUGGCCAUGGCUGAAAUGGUUGUUGGUAAAAUGGCUAUGGGUAAAAUGGUUGUUGGUAAAAUGGCCAUGGGUAAAAUGGUUGUUGGUAAAAUGGCCAUGGCUGAAAUGGUUGUUGGUAAAAUGGCCAUGGGUAAAAUGGUUGUUGGUAAAAUGGACAUGGGGGAAAUAGUCUGGGCGAAAUAGCCGUGGUCAAUCGUUAUAAUAUAAUAAUUUAAAGACUGCAUUCAAGGCUAGUUAAUGAAAUAGCAAAACGAGCUAAGUGGAAGCCGAUAGAUCCAUUUUGUCUCUACGUCAAGCUGCCAUAUGUUCCUAAUAUUGCCUACACAGGCGGCCUGAACAUAAAGUUUUAUUCUAGCCAGCACCGUGAACGCUGUCUAAAGUUCCUCAGGAAUGUUGUCAAGGAACAUUUGACGAAAACAUCUUUUCCUUACGCGUUUCUGAAGUACUUUACUCAAACUCUGUCACUGAGAAUGACGUUUAGAUCUUUAACGCUAAAAAAAAAAGGGACACCGUUAUUUUUUUACGCCAACACUUAGUUCCGCUCGUUAUAAAUGUGGAAUAUAACUGAGAGCUCGUGAAUAAAUAAAAAAAAUAAAGAGUGUCUCUGGGCACGGUCCACCACCUCCCCCUCCCGCACCCUCUUCCCGUGCCACUCUAUCUGUGUUGUCAUUCAAAUGUUGCCGAGUGUGUCACUUUGGCGUUUAACAAACGAUCCUUAAAAACAAAGUUUCUCGUAUGCGUCAUUUAAAAUAUGUCAUCUCGAGCCAUAAGGGGGGGGGGGGGGGGUUGGGGCUGAAAAUUUAACAAAACAUACAUAAAAGUAACGCACUACAAAAUGCCAAUUAAUACCUCCCCCCCCCCACCCACUCUCGCCCGUCUCGCAAACCACAUAUUUUAAUCACGCCCCUGAACUAUAUUAACAUUCUAAUCGCCCAGCCGCUGUUCCACGGCAGAUUUAUUCCACCAACUAUUUCAUAAAAACAAAAGAAAAUAGCACGCACCAAACGCACUUGCGAUAUUUUUUAAAGAAUCUCAUUGUCCGCAGUUAUCGGAGAUUUUAUUUCGUGAAAUCAUCGUCAUCCUAUUUCCUUUAUCAUCCCUUUGAAAAAAACUACCCAGGAAAAUCUGAAUUUUGGGGGUUGGUGUGGGGCUGAACGUUUGAUAGAAUAACAUAUUGUCAUUGGUAACGAGUAGGUUGACGGGAAGUGGGUCGAUUAGUAGUCCGAAGAUUAUGCCAGCCACGGACGAAAGUAAGUUAAUAUAAAAAAAUAAAAAUUACUUGUAAAAACAGCGGAGAAAGAAAUGUACGUAGAGCUGUAGUGAUUUUUUUCACAAAGAAUCAACCGGGAUGAUUAUACAUAUUCUUAAUGGCAGUAAUGGUAGGCAUUAUAGUCUUUUAAAAAAAAUUUGAAAUUAAAAAAGUUUGAAAAUUGAGCAGAGUUGCGUGUAGCUUCAAAGUCAUCGAUGUUCAUUUUAUAAUAAAGGGGUUUCAAUCAGGACCGUGUGAAUUUGGAGGCGAAGGGGUGCAGCCGCCAUGACCGCCAACAUCAGGGGGCGCCAGAAUCGUCAAUCAUCCCUAUUUUUAUAUUGGCUUAUAUAUAAUUGAUUGAUUUUAAAAAAGUGACGGUUUUAUAUUCAGACGUCACCCCUUGCUCAUCUUUUCCACUGCACAGGCGUGGUUUGCAUAGCUGUGCCUUACAAAGCCUGUGGUUUGCACAACCCGUGAUUUGCACAACCCGUGGUUUACAAGUCUGUAGUUUGCACAUCCGUGGUUUGCACCGCCGUGGUUUGCACAGUCGUGGUUGCACAGUCGUGGUUGCACAGUCGUGGUUGCACAGCCUCAUCAUAAGAACAUUACAAGGCACACAUCAAAUACUUAUUUACACAAUAUGAAAUAUUUCCUCCCCAGGUUCCGCCAGGAACUUAUAGAUAUCGGCAAAACCAUUGGCGCCAGAAACGCAAAGAGGAUGUUCCCUUAUACCUACCUGGAUCCGGUCGAAAUUCCCAACAGUAUCAGCAUAUAAAUUUGUAUUUUGACACCAGAUUGCUGCUGGCGAUUGAAUUACAAGAACGAAAGAAAUUUUAUUUAAUUACAAUUUCGAUUCAUUAUGAGUAAAUAUUAUUUUCUACUUAGAUAUUCGUUUCAUAAUUGUAGUCUAAUAAAAAAAAAUGCAUAAUUUUUGCCAGUAUAUCUAUUUUAUUAUUUAAAACUAGAAAAUAUCCCCCGAUGCUAUCGAGAUAGUAAGGUAGACACAUUUAGAUAAUUUCUUCCUUCUAAUUCGAAAACUCAUCAUAAUUCUUUUGAUUAAACAAAUAUUUAGACACCUUAUUUUCUAUGUAAUAAUGUUUAAGUUUCUAACAUCAUUAAAAGUUUUCAGAAUUUUUCAGUUAAAUUACUUUUUUUUUAGACCUUUUUUUUCUGAACAUGGCUUUAAAUUACAAAUUCUAAAUGAUCACUAAUUAAACCAUUUUUGUCACUAAAGGAGAUCAUUGACGGAUGAUUUCUAGGCCAGAGAAAUACUUAAGAUGUCAUUUGUUUUUUAAAUUUGUUAAAUGUUGGGCCUACCCUACCACUUUUCGUGGCCCUAAGCUAAAAAAAUGUAUUUAAAAAUUAUGAACAUGUAUUCUAAAAUCUACAACAAAUCUCCAUAUAUCAUUUUAAAUAUAUUUCAUAUUAACAGAAUUUGAUAUAAUGAUAUCUUAUUUAAACGUUUCCCAAACUUUUGCCUUUGUUUUCCACUAUAUAAUCGCAAAAAAAGUAAAACAAGGAAAUUCUUUUAUCCAAAGAAGUAUCUCUGAAUCGUUUUUCAAGCAAGUCUGUAACCAUCAAGAGUGUCUUUUUCUACCAAUUUAAUUUUAUUACUAGUCUUUUAACAAUAUAUUCCCAAUUUACUAUUCGCAAGGUAAAAAAAGAAAAUGUAUUUUCAUUUUUUGAAAGAAAAUCUUAACCCAUCUCUAUUUUUCCACCAAAAAUUUUCCCUUGUAUAAAAUGAUUGAGUUUUAAAAUGAUUGAGUAUUAAAAUGAUUGAGUAUUAAAAUGAUUGAGUUUUGCUAUUCACGUUUUGUUAACGCCAUUAAUUUGUGUUAAUUCGUAGACAUGUGACGUCAAUUUAUUAAAAAUUAGUGUAACAUCUCUUUUUCAGACCAGUAAUAUCAUUGGAUUUAAAAGAUAGCGUCAUCCACGUAAAAAUGUACACACCCUGUACACUACCACAGUUAUACAUUCACCUAGAAUGCUAAUUAUUUAUCAAUUCAUUCCUUUAUUCCAAGUCGUAUCUUGUACUGCCUUCAUUCCAAGUCGUAUCUUGUACUGCCUUCAUUCCAAGUCGUAUCUUGUACUGCCUUCAUUCCAAGUCGUAUCUUGUACUGCCUUCAUUCCAAGUCGUAUCUUGUACUGCCUUCAUUCCAAGUCGUAUGUUGUACUGCCUGGGGCAAUGUGAAAUAAUUGAAUCCACCCCUCCGCCAGAUUUUCAUCAAACAUCAAUCAAUACAUGCACGGGAUUGUAGCCCCUUACGUACGCAAGCAAACAUUCUGUGCACGUCCUUGAAAUUGAUGAACAUUCUUAAGUCCCAGAUCCCUUUUAACAUACCUUGUCUUAUCUUUUCUAAAAGAAAAUAUAUAAUUCUACGCAUAAUCCUGUAUAUUGAAAAGGAAUUCGUAUGUAUUUUAACAUGUAAAUCUAUACUAAUGUUCAAAUCUGUCCCCUAAUUGGG
This is a messenger RNA of Lymnaea stagnalis (great pond snail), 21414 nucleotides long. The record is from the annotation of a GenBank genome assembly. NCBI's taxonomy places the organism in Eukaryota, Metazoa, Mollusca, Gastropoda, Lymnaeidae.